Dentiscutata erythropus is the source of this 151-nucleotide messenger RNA. NCBI's taxonomy places the organism in Eukaryota, Fungi, Glomeromycota, Glomeromycetes, Diversisporales, Gigasporaceae. The record is from the annotation of a GenBank genome assembly.
UGCUAUUAAUGGAAUUAAUUCCAUUAAUAUCACUAAUAUCAUAAAAGUAAUAAAGGCCACAAAAGAAAUAAAGGCCACAAACAGAAUAAAGGCCAUAAAAGGAAUAAAGGCCAUAAAUGGAAUAAAUGAUGAAGUGAACUUUACAAAUAAG